Strongylus vulgaris is the source of this 231-nucleotide messenger RNA. Lineage: Eukaryota; Metazoa; Nematoda; Chromadorea; Rhabditida; Strongylidae. The record is from the annotation of a GenBank genome assembly.
ACAACAAAUCCUUCUCGAGUUGUUGAAGAUUUCCCAGCGUUACCAGCUCCAGUUAGACAAACUCCGACAACAUCUGUUUGGUCAAAGAAAAAAGUUUCUAAGUCGGUUAUCGUGGGUUGUAAGAUGCCUAAUAACACCAAGCAACUACCGCAACCAGACCUUUGGCCGGAUAUAUCUACCACCACUCCAGCGCGAGAGAUCGAACCAGAGCAGUGGCAUGAGGUCAACUGA